Messenger RNA from Ipomoea triloba (trilobed morning glory), 1449 nucleotides. RefSeq lists its product as uncharacterized. The record is from RefSeq and is a predicted model, not a curated record. Bases 402 to 905 code for a protein of 167 amino acids. NCBI's taxonomy places the organism in Eukaryota, Viridiplantae, Streptophyta, Magnoliopsida, Solanales, Convolvulaceae. The transcript is spliced from 2 exons.
ACAGGUGUGGAAACGAGGGAAUCUUGACCCAUUUGACAUAUAUCUGUAAGCAUUAUAAUUAUAGUGUAGUAAUAAAUUGAUAACCCUCUUUCUUGGUUGACUGGUAAGAGGAGCCUAAUUCCUAAACAACUCCCUUCCCUACUAGAGAAGCAUAAACUAAAACAAAAAAAUUUAAUAGUUGCUCAUGCAAGAAUUGAUGCAGAAUUCUUGAAAGUGAUAGAAUCCAAUAUAAUAGUAACUGAUACCUGCCAUUAUUCUUCCAAAUUUUGCCUCUACUGCUUUGUGGUUUAUGUAUGAUUUUGGCUCUCUGUUAUCACCAUAGCCUCUGGGCCUGCCAAUCUUUGGAACACCUAAAAGAGCCUCCUUUCUUGGAAGCGACCCCAGAAAGCGCGUAGAACACCAUGGUUCAAACGCUGGAGGCGAUCAAGGGUGGUGGAGGGUCCAUGAAGGUUGGAACCACAGGUACGAUUAGCGUGCUAAUGUCGAGAGAAUUAGAGUCUGUGAAGUCUGCUGCUAAGACACCAGCAUCAUCGUGCACAAAGAAGCCUCCUUCGAUUUGUUCUUUCGUUGCUGGUGCUGCUACGAGUCCUAAACGAACGAGACCCAAAUCGUCGCCAAAUGAAGCCAGCAGCAGCAGAACCAGAAACGGUAAAGGUCAUAAAAGCCCUGAAGUUGGGCGCAAAGCAAAGAACCACACCAGGAAAGCCCACGAAAUUCCUAUUCUAGAACCCGAAACUAGUUCUGUGGAUGAAACUCCCGUUACAACAAAACCUGUGAGAAGGGGACUUCGCAUAGUGGAAAUCGUGGACAUAAAAUGCGGGAGCACUGAUAAGCCACAGGCCAGCCCUCUCAAGAAUCCGCUUAAGAAGCUUAGCUUCUCGAAGCUAUCGGGAAGCCCUGUCUGAACCCGCAACCUUUUGGCACCAGAUAAUAGUUGUAUAGUUCAAGUUGUUUUGCCCAAAUUCGAGAAAAUGGCGUAACUAUGAAUCAUGGCUAUACAUUUUAACAUUGAAGAGAAAUCAGUUACAGAGGGCAGCUUAGUACAAAGAGAAACAGAAAGUUUACUACUUGAAAUAAAGCUCAACAAGCUUCUUCAGAGUGUCAAACACACUCGUAAAUGGGUUGAAUGCAACAGGGGCCUUCAACUCUAGCUCGGGAAAUUGGUUGUUUAGAGCUUGUUGCAUCCCGGCCAUGGACAUCAUUGCCGAAAGCUGACUAUUAGACAUGACCUCGCAAUCUUGUGGAGUAUCCUUGAUUUUGCUCGGAUCAUAUCCAAAAUCCGCUAAGUAAGCUUUGUACUUCUCAAUGAACUCGGGUCCUGGAUCAGGUGUCCUCGAAUAAAUCUGACAAACCACGUGUUUAUCAUUAACGAAUCAAAUGUAUGGCCAUUACACUGCACAUUUGUGUGGGAAAAAAAAACUAGGUAAAUUAGAUUCUACUAUUCCUGAA